AUGCUCACACAGCAGCAUCCGCCCACACAACAGCACUUGCUCACUCAGCGGCAUUCGCCCACACAACAGGACUUGCUCACACACCAGCAUCCGCCCACACAAAAGGACUUGCUUUCACAGCGGCAUUCGCCCAUACAACAGGACCUGUUCACACACCAGCAUCCGCCGACAAAAGAGGACGUCCUCGCACAGAAGCAUCCGCCCACUCAACAGGACCUUCUCACAAAACACCAGCCGCCUACACAACAGGACGACCUGCUCACACAUCAGCAUCUGCUCACACAACAGGACCUGCUCACACAGCAGCAUCCGCCCACACAACAGGACCUGCUCACACAGCAGCAACCGCCCACACAAGAGGACCUGCUCACACAACAACAUCCGUUCACACAACAGGACCUGUUCACACAGCAGCAUCCGCCCCCACAACAGGACCUGCUCACACAGCAGCAUCCGCUCUCACAACAGGACCUGCUCACACAGCAGCAUCCGCCCCCACAACAGGACCUGCUCACACAGCAGCAUCCGCCCUCACAACAGGCCCUGCUCACACAGCAGCAUCCGCCCACACAAGAGGACCUGUUCACACAACAGCAUCCGCCCACUCAACAGGACUUUAUCAUGCAACAGACCACAUCCAUGCAGUACCAUCUGUCCCCCUAA
Molecule: messenger RNA, 663 nt
Organism: Haliotis rubra (blacklip abalone)
Lineage: Eukaryota; Metazoa; Mollusca; Gastropoda; Lepetellida; Haliotidae
Product: 300 kDa antigen AG231-like
Exons: 2
Coding region: 1-663 (220 amino acids)
Source: RefSeq, a predicted model, not a curated record